Molecule: messenger RNA, 3701 nt
Organism: Cajanus cajan (pigeon pea)
Lineage: Eukaryota; Viridiplantae; Streptophyta; Magnoliopsida; Fabales; Fabaceae
Product: Transducin/WD40 repeat-like superfamily protein
Molecular function (GO): protein binding
Source: RefSeq, a predicted model, not a curated record
UUUCUCAAUUCUCACUACUCUUGGCCAAGCUGAAGAAGCUCUUCAAGGUUGCAUGAUUCGAGAUUCCUUCCUUCUCUUCUCACAAUGAAGCCCUCUCGCAGACCCAAUAAACCCGAUACCGUCUCAAAGCUGGUGUUGGAGGAGGUAAUUGGGUUGACAACUAAGAAUGGCAAUGGGUUAGCUUCGAAUGCCUCGACUUCCAAAUGUGCUUAUUUGGCAGGUUCUGUGGUGGUUAUAUAUGACAUGAAUUUGGGUACUCAGUCACACCUCAUGGUGUCUAAUAGAUCGCCAAAGCCUUUGAGUUGUGUAGCUUUGUCACGAGAUGGACACUUUGUUGCGGCCGGAGAGGCAGGAAACCAAUCAUCAGUACUAGUAUGGGAUUCUUUUACUUUAUCUGUUGUCUCUGAAUUGAAAGGUCAUCUACAUGGAGUUGCAUGCAUCUGUCUCUCACCCAAUGGUAAACAUCUGGUAUCUGUUGGGGGAUGCAUUUACCUUUGGGACUGGCGAAGUGGUGAGCUGGUAACAAAGCUUCAAGCAACUUCAUCUUGUUCUACUAUUUCAAGUGUUAGCUUCUCAUCAGAUGCAAAGUUUUUUGUAACUGCUGGGAAGAAGCACUUGAAGUUCUGGAUGCUUGGAUCUUCUAGAAAGACUCAGCUAAAUAGAGGGAUGAGCAGGACAACAUCAUUAACAAUAUAUGAAAAGCCUGCCAAUCUUUCUGUUCAUAAAGGAAGCUCUUUUACAUCUAUCACUUCUAUGUGGGGCUGUAGUGGCCAUGAUAAUUGUAAACAAGCUGGUGAUUGCUUUCCCGUAUAUACAUUGACUGAUUCAGGCAUUCUAUACCUUAUUAAUUCCAGGAUCUCGGUUGAAAAGUCUGUGACCCUGAAGGUUCGAAAAGCUUUUGCAUUAUCAACAUCACGAAAGUUAAUUGCUUGUGCAUGCAAUAAUGGAGCAGUCCAAUUAUAUACCCCCAUCUCUCUAGAAUAUGUGGGUAGUAUAUUAUAUUCAAAGACCAACAAGUUUCAUGAAGAAACCAAUUCUGUUAGCCAUACUACAGUACCUGAACAGGAUUUUGAACAGUUGCCUUCCCUGCCUGAUGCAGUUGCUUGUCAGUUUUCAGCCUUAGAAAAGAUUGCGGUUAUUUAUGGAGAUCAUAGUCUCUGCAUCUAUGACAUCCAUGAUGUGAAUCAGGUCACAAAGUGUUUUAUGCUAGUUUCACAUUCCUCGUGCAUAUGGGAUAUCAAAAAUUUGUGUUGCGAAAACUUGCAUGAUCCAUCUCUUGCAUGCACUGCUAGAGGUUGUUUGGGGGGGAUUUCUUUUGCAACUUGCUCUGCCGAUGGUACAAUUAGGAUAUGGGAUAUUGCUUUGCAAUCUGAUAUUUCAAAAGAUGCUCAAGAGUUGAAGACUGAACGAUUGAAUUCUAAAUGUUUAGUAACUGCUGGGACAUUUGAACGAGAUGCAGUUAAGGCAGUUCUUACCAAUCAAGAGUUUCGAUCACUUGCUGUUAGUUCAGAUGGAAAUUAUCUUGCUGCUGGUGAUAGCAAAGGGAACCUUCAUAUAUACAACCUUCAAACACCAGAUUACUUAUGUUUCCAGGGGGCUCAUGAUGCAGAGAUUCUUACAUUAAGCUUUACCUUGUCCACCCUAGAUGUAUCAAAGGAAAUUGCCAAAAACAAUUACUUUCUUGCUUCUGGGGGAAGAGAUUGUAUGAUCCAUCUCUAUGAUGUGAAAAGAAAUUUUGAUCUCAUUGACAGCAUUGAUGAUCAUUCGGCUGCAGUGACCUCUAUCAAAAUUAGCAGCAAUGGUUGCAGGAUCCUCAGUUGUAGUGCUGAUAGUUUCCUGGUGCUUCGUGAUGUGGUGAUAGCAGAUAAUGGUUAUAAAAUUUCGCAGCAACAUCGUCAAAGGGCUUUACAGCGUGGAACUGUCUAUGACAUGGCUGUGGAUUUGACAUGUCAGACUGUUGUCACUGUUGGGCAGGAUAAGAAGAUAAAAAUGUUUGACAUGGCUGCUCGGAAACUAAUUAGGACGUAUAAUCAUGAUAAAAAUUUUGGAGAACCUAUAAAGGUUAUAAUGGAUCCAAGCUGCACUUAUGUGGUCUGCUCAUUCUCUAACAAGUCUAUCUGCAUAUAUGACUUCGUCACCGGAGAGAUGGUUGCGAAGGCCACAGGGCAUGCUGAAAUUGUUACGGGUGUCAUCUUCUUGCCUGACUGCAAGCGUAUAAUUUCAGUGGACGGUAAUGGUUGUGUUUUUGUAUGGAAAUUGCCUGCUCCAUUGUCUUCUAGAAUAUUGGAGAGAAUAAUGGAAAAAUAUAAUCCAUUGUCUCCAAGAAGUUCUGUUCAACCUCUCGCUUACAAUCAUCUAUCAUUUUGCAAAGAAGAAUGCCAGCAUUCCAAGAUAAAUCCUGAGGAUGUUUGUUCAAUGAGGAGUAAGAGCCAAAGUAGAAAUGGAAUGAUUUAUCCUGAAAGCUGUCGUAGAGAGGCUUCUUCUUUUAAAUUUAGUGUUUCAAGACUUCCCAAAUGGGCACGAACAAAAGUGAUCAAUUCCAACAACAUCUGCAAGAAUUUUAAUUGCACUUCAUCAGAUUCAGAGGCAUAUGCUCCUUCAUCCCCAGAAGUUCAAAUUCCAUCUGACCAUGCUUCUCCUUUGCCUGAGACAUUCAGCUCUCAAGAUUCUACAAGAUUUGGAGGAUCUUAUAGCAACAUUCCAUUGAACAACCAUUGGCACUCUGUUUACACUGUUUGUAUGGAAGCACUUUCCACCCCAGAGAUGCAAAAUUUAUGUAAGACAAAGUUUCCAGAGACUCCCUUGAGUAUGAGACAGUGUAGGGCAGUGAUUAAUGAGGACCAGAGUUCCUUUGGUCUUGGUAUCCUUGGCAAGAAUGAAAAGAUGGGUCUUGUUUCAGAUUCAGACGAACAUGUUGAUUGCAACAAUAAUGGUUCUGAAGUUUUCCAGAGUAAAGAAGAGCAGUUACUUUUAAACGAAUCUGGAAGUGUGUCAAAAAUAACUACGGAAGGAAAUCCGCUAUGUGAAGAAGACAGUGACAUGUUUAGGCAACAUUUUGGUAGCCUAUCAAAUACGCGUAAGAUAGAGUCGAGGAAUUCAUUAGUUAGAAGGUUUUCUGCAAGAUAUAUUGUGAAAUGGGAUUACCCAGCUGAUUGCAAGAAAUUGUUUAGCAGUCCUGUUGGGAAUACGACUGGUAAAAAGAGCUCUGAAGAUGAAGGUGCAACUAAUAUUAUAUCGCAAGACAGAUCGUUGCAGGACAUGAAGAAUUCAGAACCUUGCUCAGCAGAUUCAACAUGUGAAGUAAGCAAAACCCCAGUCAAAGACAAUUCAGUUGAUAAAGGGAGUAAACUGGGAGAAACCAUAGCGGCAUGCAAGGAAGCAUUUGGUAGCCUGGAUGCAGCAGCUGAGAGAGUGCUGCAGUUACUUUUAAAAUUAAAAAAGGUUCAAGGGGAAGAGGUUGCAACUGGAGCUGGAGCUCAAUUUUUAGACGAAGCAACUGAGCUACUUCCACUAGUUGUUAAGAAAGUUAAUGCUGUUGCUAGAUUGGUACAUUGUAGGAAGAACGGUGAGUGUGAAAGUAUACCAAGUGUCCCAGAAAUGGACCAUUUGGCAGAUUUGCCAAAGGCAGAUCAGGUAGAAUAAUGAAAAUGCCGUAGGACGAUACCAACAUUCAUUAAAUAUAUCUGAGUUUCCCUUCCGAA